This is a messenger RNA of Onychostoma macrolepis, 5348 nucleotides long. RefSeq lists its product as uncharacterized. The transcript is spliced from 10 exons. Gene Ontology annotation, cellular component: cell cortex; nucleus; apical plasma membrane. The record is from RefSeq and is a predicted model, not a curated record. Gene Ontology annotation, biological process: centrosome cycle; regulation of cellular localization; establishment or maintenance of cell polarity. Gene Ontology annotation, molecular function: protein kinase C binding. Lineage: Eukaryota; Metazoa; Chordata; Actinopteri; Cypriniformes; Cyprinidae. The coding region runs from base 352 to 3528 and encodes 1058 amino acids.
UUCCGCAAGUAGUUGAAUUUCUGUAGUGAACGAGAGCCAGUCCUUUCAAACGCAGCUGUUAAGUUGGCCAUAUUUGAAGUGGGAGUGUGCCGAGCUCACUUGAGCAGGCCAAAACAGCUGGAGGAAGAGAGAGAGAGAGAGAGAGAGAAGAUUUGGGACGCUCAAAACUGAAAGCAAAGCAGAAACUAGAGCAAGAUGGGAUUUGACUGGCCGCUUGUGUUUUUGCUGACUCGAAUAUGAUUUUAUAAAUCUUAAACUGACUUUAUAAGUGCGCAUGUGGCUGCUGUGGAGGAUAGACAGCAGAGGGGCGAAGGAGCCACCAUAAUGCUCCACUGACACUCUGAUUUGAUAAUGGAGGAUGCAGUGACCUCUGAAGAUGCUGAACCCCUGCCUGCCACCUCCCAAAACAUUGACAUCCACCUCAGGGAGCCAGAGGAUGAGUGUCCUUCCAGCACAAGCCCGGAGCCCAGCACCCCGUCCUCGCCUUCUAAUCAGCAAACUCAAGGCUCUGCUGUAUCGGCGCUACAGUCCAAGGUCAAGGCUCUCUCCGAGCGCAGAGUCGCCUGGAAAGAACCUGGAAGUAAGAACCAGGACAAACGAGUGGUUCCCGGGACCUUCAUGCUGGGAUACGCCCUCACGGACGCUUGGGGCUCCAGCAGCAGCGAUGAAGACGGGGAACCUCGCAAGCCCCUGAUGUUCAUUGCCAGAGAUCCCAAGCCUCAGGUAGAACUCGAGUACGAUCCCAUUUCUUCCGAAACUUUGCUGGCAAUUCCACGUAGCCUUGGAGAAGGAGCAAGUCUGGAGAACCUCUCGAAUGAUGCUUGCAGGGCUCAACAUGAUGCUUCUCCAUCUGAUAAACUAUGGUUGCCUCCAAAGUGUUUCUGGAGGUCCAUCAGACCAGAGAUGCCGGUUCUAAAUGGGAACUCUCCUGUGGGGAAAGAUGGACCAAAUGGAGGAACCAUGGGACACAAAAUGGGCCACAAGUUUCCAAGAGAACUGCAAAGGUCUGACAGCCUGGAGAGUCACCUGCGCAGGUACAAUCACGUUGAGGUGGGACAGUGUGGACUUUGGCGAGCCGACAGCUUGGAGAGCAUGUGCAGCAGUGGAAGCUCACUGUCCCUGGCCGAGAGGGUCGAGAUGAAUCGAGGUCUUCUCAAACAGAUGCUGCAGAAAGCACAGAACAAAGACCAUAUGCCAGGACAAAGGAUAGAGGACCCGACACACAUUGGUGGUAGAGGUAUCUGUGGCCUGAAUGAUAGUGAUUGGGAUUCUGGAAUUUCGCUCCAAGGUAGUGAACACAGCCAAAGGGCCUUUGUGUUGGGCGACGACCUUCCGCUGAGCCCUCGCCACGAGCAGGCCAAACGACUGCUAGAGAGAGCGCGUAUGAAGGCCCGGUCCAACCCUCUCAAAGCCGACCACACCAUCCUACCCGUCCAGAGGGACAACCCGGAGCUGUUGUCCUGGGUUGGUGUACCCUUACACCAGGCUCCUCUUGCGGGGAAGGAGGGCGUGGCGGUGGUCUCCGGAAACCUUAGUGACUCCUCCAGCGGCGACUCGGCAGGUGGAACCCGCCGGAGACACGGACAGUCCCCAACCCGUGUGCGUUUCGAAGACGAAUCGGAGAAAGACGCUGAGGUGCGUUACCUGGAGCGGCUACGCCAGCGGCGCAGGGCUGGAGAAAGAGCGCAGGGUCUGCUGGUGUCCAAACCCACCUUGUCGUCUUACAUCAAUGGACAGGCAGAGACAGGUCAUGGCUCGAAUGAUUCAAUAUUCUGGAAGCCAAAAGCCAAGAAGAGUUUGUUGAAUGGCAAAGGUCCAGAAACAGCAAACAGGCAGUGCAACUCUUGUGGGACCUUUCUAAAUGAACCACCCGGGCCUAGCUUGAACUCAAAUACUCUGUCUUUACCUAAUGGGGAAGUCGAAGGGAAGAAGAUACCAUGUUGGGUUGCUCCCACCCUUCCCAACCGGCUUGUCCGGAUCGAACAGAUUAAGGAGACAUACAUUGGGACGAGCCCCGCUAUCGUCCACAGCGAUGGAACGCACUGCAGUCCUGUGGAUAACGUGAGCAGUAGAGGAACAUUCCAGAAGCUAAAGAAGAGGGUCCGGAAACAAGAGAGCAAGCAGGAACCCUUGUACAUCAAUGGCCUGAGGGCUCCAACACCUCCGGAUUGCAACAGUGGAACUCAAAUGUGUCUCUCGAAUGGACUAGCAUUGCCACUCAACCCCUACGCCACAAAUCCACUUGGACAGAGAAUCCCAGCCGCUUGCAGCCCCACAUCCAGCAAGGGACCUGUAGCACCUCCAUUGCCCCCCAAAGGUGAACCAUCCAGCUCCCACCUUCCUCAGCCAACCCCUCCGCCUCUCCAACCGAAAAAAUCAGCUCUAAAAUCCAGCUCAAAGAACCGCUCUAAUGGUCAGCGGACUGUCAAACUCAUGUCUUCGCCGGAGUACCACCUGGACUCCACAGAGGCAGGGGGCGCUGUGGAGAGCUGUCUUCAGGAACAGGCUUCCUCUGGAUUGGGUUAUUGGGAGGACAGAUCUGCAAUGGUCACCCCUGUACCCAUACUCAGGACGAGCCCAGUUCUGUGUGCUCGAAACUCACCCAUACAAGGGGAAGAAAGGCUAACAGAUGUAGAACAGCACCAGAUUACAGGACUGCUGGGAUCUGAUGCAACAUCCAGUAUUGCUGAAUCAACCCAGACUCGUCUCAAUGAAGGACAUGUCAGAGGGCCAAUCAGACCAGUGCAUCACAGGGCAACUAGCCCAAACUUCUCACAAGCGGGGACGGAUGCAGAGCAACGGGAGGGUCGACCCAAACUCUCCCUGCGGCGGUUCUUCUCCGCCAUGGGGCUGAACAGCGUGGGGUUGCUGGGAAAAGGACGAUUCAGCAGCAUGGAUCAGCUCAGCCUGCACCCCAAACCAAACUCAAACCUGAACCAAAACCAUCGGCCGUCUUCACCCUCCUCCUCCCCCAGCCCCACACACAGACACCACCACCAGCUGAAGAAAGCCCCCUCGCUGCAGACUAUACAGCUGGGGUCUCCAUUUCUCCAGCUGAGAAGAUCUUCAUCGGCUCAAAACCUACAAAUCCCCAGAAAGAAAACAGACCGUUCCUCUGCAUACACUCCGGGAGAACAGCCCUGUAGUCCAGUAUUAACCAGGGAUCUUCAGCGUGCCUUGAGUGUAGAGGAUGUGGGGCGGCCCAGUGCGGUGCGUCCGGUGGGACGCGUGGCCCAGGCCUUCCCUGACGGCACCAUCCUGCUGGAGCUCUCCAGACCCCCCAACGGCCCUUUCGGCUUUCUCAUCUCACGAGGAAAAGGCAGGCCAGACUCAGGGGUGUAUGUUGAAGAAAUGGGCGACAGCAAUAUGGAGAAGCUCUACGCGGGGCUGCUCGGGGUCGGAGACGAGAUCUUAGAGGUGAACGGCGAGAAGGUGGCAGGACUCAGUCUGGACCUGGUGACCCGUUUAAUGACUCAAAACAGCACAGCUUCAAUCCGCGUACUACGACACAGACGCCUACAGCGCUAACUGAAGACAAGACUGUACCAGAACCACAUUUUGUUGCAGUCAACGUAGACAAUAACGUCAGAAAUGUCAGGGACGAGUUCGUGUAAUCGGCAGUAUUACGUUUAACUGACCUUUGGAGUUUUAUCGCAGUGAUCACACAAUGGUCCCUAUCAAGGGAUAGUUACCCAAAAAUGAAGUGUUUUUUAUACAUUUUGUUACAAUCCAGUUUCAUUUUUUGGGUGAAUUCUUCCCUGUUAUGGCUAAAGGCCUGUUCACAACAAAAACAAUAACAGUAAUGACAAAAUAUAUAGUUUUAUAAAUCAUUCUAAAGUUAUAAAAAUAGCAGAGUCCACAACUAUAAUGAUAACGACACAGAGGAACAAUAUCGUUGGAACCAAUUUCCAGCUGAGGAACGACAAAAACACUGGCAGCCAAUCAGAAUCCAUGAGCAUUUAAAGCAGCAGAUGACAAAACUGCAGUGCGCGUUUAUAAUAAACAGUGCUAAUAUAGUUCAGUCAUUACAACUCUCUGAGAGUUUAGCACGGUAAUAUACAUGGCAAGGUUAAUGUGUUAAUAUAUCUGCUACACUACUGAUACCGCUACUGUCAAUACAUCCACAGACAUGCUGCUGUGCGCAUGUAGGAAAUAUUGCCGCUGCGCAUAUAUAUGAAAUAACCCCCUUAUAUAUCAUACAUGACAUAAACCCAUAGCAGAUCUAUACAGGUGGAGCUGGGGGAGGUGGAGGGUUUCUGAAGCGCUCUACAACUGCUACAGCAAGCACCAGCCAAGUACUUGAAUGUUGAGCAGCAAGCUCACUGUCUGCUGAUGCGAAAGAAACCAAUCAGCUACACCAUGUGAGUAAUCAUGUGAUUAUAUCAUAUUGAGUUCAAACCUAUCGGCCUGCGCCAUCUAGAGUUUCAUGACAGAACUAUACAUUUAUCGUUAUAGUUAACACUGUAGUUAUUGUUUUUGGUGUGAGUGGGCCUUAGUUUAAAAGUGGUACCUUGAAAAAACACGCUAUUGAAGGUGUGGUCACAUUAACUUUCAGCGAAAAACUUGUCCAUUGUAAAUAGUGUAGAAUCGAAGUCCAGCUCAAACAGAAAUCACUUUUAAACCGAUCAACUUUCUGUUGGUCUGUGUGGAGAAUUCAUGCGACCAACUUGGACAUGAGCGAAAUCUACAUGGGAACCCUUUUUUGCCCUCACGCAAAACUGUCAAUUGAGCAAUUGGAGUGCAAUUGGAAUGACUGGAUGAAUUUCGCCGACCAGCGGUAAAUGUGACCACACCUUGAGUCACAUUCAUUAGCUAUCGUUACAACAGAAUAUUAUGUCUGUAGUACAAUCGUGUAUGAAGGUCAAGGAUAUUUCAUGUACUGAAAGUUAAACUCAAGUGUUAUUGCAAUGAAGGAUGGUCUAAAUGUGUUUGCCAAAAAGACCAAUGAACAUCAAUGUUUAUCUAUCUUCUGAACAUUUUGUUUCAUCCAAAUCCUCCGUUGCUUUUGCUUUCAGUUCCAAUACGAAACCUUCUCCAUGCUGCUGACGAGUAAAUAGAUCUAUAUCGUACACAGUCAAAAGAGGUUUAUAUACUCUCCUAGAAUGGCUCGGUGCACACGCUGCAGUCGCAUUGAUCAUCAGCUCUAAAUGCUCUUUAGUAAAUUGAUUGGAUAUUUCUCCAUGAGCCAGCACAUUUUUAUGCCUCUACAGUGCAGUCCGACACCAUUAGCGUGCUGUCCUGAAGGAUAUCAGUAUUAUGGUACAUGCAACGCAAAAAGCUACCAACCUUAUGUAUUUUGUUACAUUUAUUUAUAUGUGUUCCUAUGAAAUAAAACAACUGGCUUUUGA